AUGAACAUUCUUGCAAUAGGCACGAUCUCUAUGUCCAUUCUCACUGUUGUGAUCUAUCUAAUAAGUUAUUACCUCAGUGGGAGUAUAGUGAUCUCAAUAGCCAUUCCUUCACUAUGUUUAUACAAAAUAGCUCGCUUGAUAUGCACAUUAAUUACAUUUCCAGGAUCUGUCAAAUCACUUUACUACAAAUUUACCUUGUUGAAUCUAAGCGACUAUUUUGUAAGUAGAACCUUAUAGCAUUUGACAAUAAUCAUCAAUUCUACGAAUCCUCAUAGGUACACACAGCAAACCAUUGAAAAUUCAAUCUAUUUUUUGAAUACGCAAUGUAGGACUCUAUCAGAAAUGAAGCAGAAGAACGAUCAACAAAAUAAAUACCAUGCCCAACUGAAGCUAUUGAGUGAUGAAUUGAUGCAAAUCCCUCAGGGUGAAUCACUUGAUAAAUUAUAAACUGAGAGGAAGCUGAGAAUCACCUCCAUUUGCAAACAACUACAAAUCUUCCUUGAACAUUACGCCUACCAAAUGUCUCAGCAGAGUAUUAUUAGAAGAUUCUUCUAACCCGAAUUCCUGUGCACACUCUAACAAAGAAGAAUUGAAAUUUUAAUUUAAAAUAACAAUCUUGAGAGACAUCUUCUCAAGACUCCCAGCAAAGAAACUAUAGAUUGUUUGUUCAUUAAACAUAAUGAGAGUGGACCUACAGUGCUCUUUUGUAAUCCCAAUGCUGGGUAUUAUGAAUACAUGUUCUUUGAUGUAAUACUAGUAAUCCUAUUUUUGUUAGUGUGAUUGGUUUAGAUUCUAUGCCUAAUUGAAAUUCAAUAUCAUUUUAUGGAACUACAGAAGUUUUGGAGAAAGCACAGGCAGUAUUUCAAUAGAAAAUUGCAUUGAGGAUGGCCGUUUUGUUGCUGAGUAUUUUAAGAGCAAGUACAGCAUCAAAACACUGGGUGCUCACGGUUAAUCCUUGGGAGGAAUGGUGGCAGCAGAAGUUGCUUAUCAAAUGAAGCUAUCAUUCUUAAUUGUGGACAGAAGCUUUUCCUCAUUGGGUCAAGUGGCAGCUGCGAUGUAAAUAAAUAAAUCAAAAGCAAUAGGUUCUCGUCUACCACAAUCAGAUUCAUUUAUAAUUGCCUUGUAAGUUGGGAUAGACCUAAUUAUCUGGCUUAUUACAAUUACGUGGGACCAAAAUUGAUAAUUUAAGAUCCAAAAGAUGAAAUACUCCCCUAUGAAUCGUAAUUGCAAACUGCAGUGGUGCGUUGUCACUUUGCUGAUUAGCCAAUCAAAUAUUCCUUCAAGCAUUCGUUUUUUAAUCAAGAAUCUACUUGUAUAUUUAAUAUCAAUUUUAGAAUAUUUGAAAUACUUUUACUCUGAAAUAUUGUCAAGGAAACAUGUACUUGAAUUAUGUACAUCACUUUAAUACAUUAUCAAUUUGGCCAUCAAGAUUAAUCAAGUUGAAAAUAAGUAAGAAUCAGAGAACAACAAAAACUACAUUGAAUUGCAGAAUGAUGAUGAUGACAUAGAUGCAGCCAAACCUAUACUAUCAUAAAUCUAUUCAUUUUUUUCAUUAAUCCAUUAUUGUGGCAAUAGUUUAUUGGAUGUUAUGCAUAGAUAGGCGAAUCCGGAGAAGAUUGCAUUGUUUUUUGGCAGUUGUUUUGCAUUUGAUUAACAAGAUGAAGGCGAGUUUGAAAAAUGUUACCAUAAUUUCGAAGUUGCAUGUGAAUCCUUUUUGGAAUCCUCACACUAUUACAUUAAUUGGGGCUAUGUAAAUAGAGUUAUAACAUUGAUUAGAUUCGAACUCACAUCAGGAUAAUCAGAGAGAAAUGUAGAAGUAUUAUUGGUAAAUUCCAACAGAUCAAACUAAGCAAUGAUUACUCUCUUGAAAUGACUGGUUACACCAAUGACUCAGAUCUAUGCAAGAAAAACAUGUUGGGAGAAUUGAUUUCAGUUUCAUGCGGACACAAUAACAAUCUAAGCAGAGAAGAUACCUGUUUAGUAUAAAAAUUCUUGUUGAAAAAUAAACUGAGAUGA
Paramecium octaurelia is the source of this 2016-nucleotide messenger RNA. NCBI's taxonomy places the organism in Eukaryota, Ciliophora, Oligohymenophorea, Peniculida, Parameciidae. The record is from the annotation of a GenBank genome assembly.